Molecule: messenger RNA, 2327 nt
Organism: Cutaneotrichosporon oleaginosum
Lineage: Eukaryota; Fungi; Basidiomycota; Tremellomycetes; Trichosporonales; Trichosporonaceae
Biological process (GO): protein ubiquitination
Cellular component (GO): cytoplasm
Molecular function (GO): ubiquitin protein ligase activity
Source: RefSeq, a predicted model, not a curated record
CCACCAUCUCGGUCAAUUGCUCCAUCUCAUCACACGUUUCCACAACUACAACCAACUCGCAUCAACUCUUCUGCGCUCUCGAAGUCUGUUCGCUACACGCCAGAAGCAGACGUACUCCUCGCUCCACAUUCUUCUCACUUCCAGCACCGCAGCGCACCGGCCCGCUCUACUAUGGCCGCCCUUUCCCACUGGGCUUCGGCCGACACAACGUCAGGCUUAAUGGCCGGUCGCCGCCAGAGCCGCGCAAGCUCGUUCCUAGGCCCGCCCCGUCUCUUCGCCCCCGCUUAUUAUCCAACUGUUCAACAAACUGUAGUCGUCGACGGCGCCCUUCCUGGCAGCGAGCCGAAGGAUGAGGUCAAGGUUCGCAAGCGCGAGACCAUCUUCGGGCCAGAUGUUGGGGACGACGACCAGCCCGGCUGGACUGAUGCCGGGGACGGCCACGCCGUCUCUGUCGACGUCAUCAAACGCUGGGUCGACAAGGCGAAGGGCGAGGAGGGUCUCCACUCUACGACCACCCUCCAGGCUCUCGUCAAUCUCAAGCGCCCGUCGCUCCUGCUUCAUCCACUCGAGCACGUUCCAGAGGCGGACGUGACGGCUGCGCCCGUGCCUCUCGCGCGGCCCCUGCACCUUCUCAAGUUCAACUACGAUGUCAUGACGCCACUGGUCAAGAUCUCGCUCACGCUGCACCCCGCCCCGACCAACAAGAGCGGUGAUAGACUCGAAUCGGAGACGCCUCGGGUCAUGUACACGGGAGUGCGCCCGGGUGGCUUCAACAAGUCGUUCGAGCUUCCAAGGGAGGCUGCGCUCGACUUGGACCAUGCGAUUGUGCCAAUUCCCCUGGUCGAGGAGGCAAUCGAGGAAGAAGAUGACAAGAAGGCCCAAGCUCCCCGCGCGAGUGAGGACACCAGCCGCACUAGCGGCGAGCGCGUCGAGCCGGCCGUUCAGCCCGACCUUGCAGCCAUUCCCGAGCUCAAUCAGGAGCAGUCACAGCCUAGCCGCCGCUUCGGGCUGUUCCGUAGACAACGCGAGCCCGAUCUCGAGGCCAACAUUGAGAUGAUGGCGACCACCGAAGCGCCAGCUGAGGAAGAGAAGAAGGAAGAGAAAAAGGAAGAUGAGCACGGUAUGCGUCUCGUCAUCUCGCUUGAGGGCCUUGGGCCUGAGGGCGAGCCGCUCCGCCGCCGCAAUGCUCAGCUCACCCACAUCCUCGUCAGCGGGACGUGGGUGCCGGAUGCGGGAUCGACCGCGCACUCUGGUACGGGCAAGCGCGUGUGGGUGGUUAAGGUCGUGCGCCGCGAGGCGCAGAUCGGUCCCCACAGCUUCCUCCUCAAGGAGAUCUACGGUCUCUCGUCCGCGGCUGGCGCGGACUCCAGCUACCCUCCCACUUCAUCUGACCCUUACGCGUCCGCACCAAACGAGUGCAUCGUUUGCCUCACCAGCCCGCGUGACGUCGUCCUCCUCCCAUGCCGUCACCUUGUGGUGUGCCGGGAGUGUGCUGUUGGCAUGGUCGAGUUCGGUGCGGGCGGCCGCGUGGCCAGACGCGACGACGACGCCCCAGCCGCGGCCGGAACUGAGGAAGUGCCGCAGAUGGGCAUGGGUGUGGGUGGAGGCAUGGCGACGCCAGCACCGGCGCCAGCGCCCGCCCCGGCCCCAGCCCCUGCACCCCGCCGCAAGAAGAAGGCAAAGGGCUGGUACUGCCCCGUGUGCCGCCAGCCGUACACGUCGCUCCUCCGCCUUGCCCUACCACCGAGCAAGGAGAGCGGCACCGCUACUCCUGGCGUGAUCGAACCGGGCGUCCAGCGUGCAGGGAGUAUCCGCUCAAUGCGUACCGCGCGCUCUACACGCUCGGUCGCGACGCUGCCCCCCGGCGCAGAGGAGAUGCUCUCCGGCCUGGGCCCCGAGCUGAGCGACGACGACGAGGAUGAGCGCGACCGCCAGCGCAUUGAGGCGCGGGAGCGUGCCCAGGAGCUCGAGCGCCCACAGUUCGUUAUCGCCGAGACGAUGACCAACCCUCCGCCGCGCGCAGCCACCCCGCAGGGACAGGUUGCUCAGGCUCCGCAGCCGCCUGCCACGCCCCCGUCCGUCAUGACCACGGCGCCCUCGUCUCCUGUGCCGCCGCCGGCAAGCACCGCCGCCCCCGGCCCGCCCGCCACCACCCAAGCUCCAGCCCCGCCCACUGCGGGCGUCGCAAAUCUCCGCGUGGAGUAGUGUACCUUGCUUCUUGUCCGUUGUACGUCUGUAGUUGAGGAUUCGCGUCUCAGAGAUGCGGAUGGGAGGGCGGCCGUGUGUUGUGGUAAUCUAUAGAGUUGCGUAUGCUACCGUGUUCGUGA